AUGGAUUCUGAUAUGACAUUGGAAACAAAGUCAAAGUCAUUGGCUUAUGAUAAUGUACCGGAAAUGAAUACACAUUAUGAUGCAGAUUUUUCUCCAGACGACAGUGGAGAAGAAUACCGUCCUGAAAAAGUUAAACGUACAUAUCCAGUAAUAGGUAGAAGAUCAUCAUCAUCAUCGAAUUCUUCUUCUUCAAGUUCUUGCACAUCAUCGAGCUCUUCAUCAUCUAAGAACACUUCUACACAAAGUGUUGCAAUUUUGUCGCAGAAUCAACCUUUUAUUUUAAACCAAGACAACAACAUUUACCCUAACAAUAGUAUUCGAAAUAAUGAACCUCCUGACAUUGAUCAAAAUCCAGAAUCACCUAAGUAA
Molecule: messenger RNA, 369 nt
Organism: Parnassius apollo (apollo)
Lineage: Eukaryota; Metazoa; Arthropoda; Insecta; Lepidoptera; Papilionidae
Source: the annotation of a GenBank genome assembly